Molecule: messenger RNA, 1932 nt
Organism: Jatropha curcas
Lineage: Eukaryota; Viridiplantae; Streptophyta; Magnoliopsida; Malpighiales; Euphorbiaceae
Source: RefSeq, a predicted model, not a curated record
UAUAUUAUAUAAUAAAUAAAAUAAGUAAAGAAGAGGCAUUUGUUCUUCGCGUCACUAUUUUUAAUCCCUCCGCGAUUCAUUCCUCCACUCUGCCUUCGCUGCACCAAAAACACAGAACACAGUAACAGAGUAAAAGAAUGGGUGCAUUGGUAGCCGGAGUCAUUAUAGAUGAGUCAGUUCUAAUAGACAACUCCGCCGGCUUCUCAUUACCGCCGGCAGCUCUCUCUCUCCUCCGUAGGCUCCGCCACUCCAAACUCCACUUUGGACUUUCUUAUUCACCGGCUCUAACUGAUGAUAAGGUGAGCCUGCUUGAAAAAAUAGCAAUGCAAUACUCCUUUGAUUGCUUUGCUUUGGAUGCUACAUCCACUGAUGGUGGCUUGAAGGAUAUAACCUUGGCUUGGGGAGGUAUAGGAGGGACUAUUUUGUAUGUUGCUUCUAAUAGCAAGAAGGAUGGUUUUAAUCAAUUAAGCAAUUUGGGCUGGAUCACUGUUGUCAUCGAUGCUGAAGGUGCAGCUGCUGGUAAUAAUUCAACCGUUCUUUAUAUAAAUAAACUAGAAGAAUUGCUUUUUACCAUUUGCCACUUAAAUAGAAAGGCGAUUGGCAGCGAUGCUGUUACUGUUGGUUAUAUCAUGAAGCCUUCACGUGAAGAAGAUUUUGCUAAGAGGGGUGCAUUCCCCAUAUCUCCUACUUCAAAUGGAUUGAUGUUUCUGCCCCUGACAUUUGAACUCCCCCUACUAUUUCAAUUACAACAUGUUGACAUAGUUCUGCAUAAAGCAACGGAUGAAAUCAUCUCUGUUGAAUUAGGCAGCUCUACAGAAUCCUCAAGCAGAAUUACUUACACCACAGGCAUGCAAGAAUUACAAGGGUACAUGGAAGAUCCUUCCAAUUGCUUUGUGAUUGACCCGCUUGAUAAAAUAUACCCUGUAGUAGAUCGGCUAAAAAUACAACAAAUUCUUCUUGGGCUGGAGGAUAUCAACACAGAAGGCCGCAACACAAUUAGAGGACCACAUUUUCUAAAGGUUAAUGAUUUUAAUGAGCCUAAUUUGGUUCAGAGGCUGUUGGAAGCUAAACUAACUCUUCCUAGUAUAGUCAAACCUCAAGUUGCCUGUGGGAUAGCUGAUGCUCACAGUAUGGCGAUUGUCUUUGGAGUUGAAGAUUUUAAGGGUUUAAGUGUUCCUCUUCCAGCGGUUGUUCAGGAAUAUGUUGACCAUUCAUCCACUUUGUUCAAGAUCUAUGUCCUGGGUGAGAAAGUUUUCUAUGCUAUUAAGAAGUCUAUGCCUAAUGUUGAUGUCUUAAUGAAAUUACCUGAAAGAAAUGGGCCUUUAAUCUUUGACAGCUUAAAAUCUCUUCCUACUGGCACUGAAGGGUCUGGCAGUAAGGAUUUCUUCACACCCAACAGCCACUAUUUUGAUGUUGGUCUAGUCACUGACGCUGCAAAUUGGCUUGCAAGAAAGCUUGAUCUCACCAUCUUUGGUUUUGAUGUUGUUAUUCAAGAAGGCACCAAUGACCACGUCAUUGUGGAUGUAAAUUACCUCCCAUCAUUCAAGGAAGUGCCAAAUGAUGUGUGCAUUCCUGCCUUCUGGGAUGCUAUUAAAAUGAAGUUUGAAUCAAGAAGGAUGAAAUAAAUGCUGCGAAUAUACCAUUUUGAAGCAAAUAAGUAGUACUUUUCCUGACUGAGACAGUAUUGGCAAACUGCCCAAGAACUUUAACCAUCUUUUGUUUAGACUAGUCAUUUUCUUGAAAAGAUGAGUUGAAAUACCAAUCAUAUAUUCAGGGAGUACGUACUCGAAGAGUUUGAAGAAUGGAGUGUAACUGAUUUCUGUUUUUUUGCCCAUUAUUAUUAGUAAUCUAUACCCGUCUGAUUGUGAAAUCUUACAUUUGAUAGAUAAAUCUUUUGAAGUCCCUUCUUGUGCCAUAUUCCGGCAUUGGUUA